GCAUCACAGUUUAGAACACAUCCUUCUCCAAUAGUCAUCCUCAUCGCUUGGGAAAGUGCGCUCAUUGGCCAAAAAAUAUCGGAGCUCGUGAAAACAAUACAAAAUUAUCCGAAAGUUCAACUUCAUCUAAUUUUUAUAGAAGAUACAGAAACUGAUGUCUUACCCACUGAUUUAGUAAACGCAGUGCGAUCCACUGGUGGGUUUUUGCAUUCAUUGCCUAAACCUUAUCGCACAGAGAUUACUGAUAGAUUGGUACCAAAUGUUUUAUUAUUUGAACAACUGAAUGUCAUCCUCUCUGCUGUGGUCAAAAGUCCUUUGGAAGUAGAUGACAAAAUUAUAGUGGUACAUGAAGUGACGUACAAAACUGUCUCUUUAAUAAAAGAUACAUUUUCUACUCCAUCUGUUACUAAGGGGAAGUUAGUUUACACUAUGCAUUGUGACCUCAGAGGUCAAAUAACUCGUGAGCCCAACUGUUCUUCUUGGGAUGAAGAAUACAUAGCUACUUUUAAAUGUGGAACUGUUACUGAUUUAACAGAUGAGUUGGUG
Parasteatoda tepidariorum (common house spider) is the source of this 546-nucleotide messenger RNA. The record is from RefSeq and is a predicted model, not a curated record. NCBI's taxonomy places the organism in Eukaryota, Metazoa, Arthropoda, Arachnida, Araneae, Theridiidae.